Messenger RNA from Carassius auratus (goldfish), 4868 nucleotides. It is a transcript of the gene lmna, whose product is annotated as lamin A. Gene Ontology annotation, molecular function: structural constituent of cytoskeleton. The transcript is spliced from 13 exons. The coding region runs from base 630 to 2603 and encodes 657 amino acids. The record is from RefSeq and is a predicted model, not a curated record. Gene Ontology annotation, cellular component: nuclear envelope; nuclear lamina. Gene Ontology annotation, biological process: heterochromatin formation; nuclear envelope organization; nuclear pore localization. NCBI's taxonomy places the organism in Eukaryota, Metazoa, Chordata, Actinopteri, Cypriniformes, Cyprinidae.
AAAGCUUCAUGUAACAGCAAAUGGAUGUAUUCUGGGUUUCUUGGAUGGAUGUGUGAAGGAUAUUUUUCUUUGGCUCAUGUUUGGAUGAGUAGAUCUUCGGAGGACUCUUUGGACUACCUUUAAUUAUGUGGAAAUAUUGAUUUCAUUUUUUUUACUUAUUUAAUUUAAAAAUAAUAAUUGGUUUUCCCUUUUUUUAUAUAGCUUGUGAUCAAACAUUAUUUUAUUAUUUAUUUUAUUUCUAUUUCAUUUUGCUGUGGAUCAGCCAUUAGCAUGGAAGGGAUUUUAUUUAAUAUCAUUUAUAUUACUUAUCUCACAAGUUACAGACUGUAUCUAAAAAAUGAAGGCAAGACGGUUCUGUGACUAUGUGAAAUACAGUAAAAUCUUUAUUCCCUUGUGUGGGCUUACUGAGUCAGACUUCACUAGCUCCACCCUCCUUUCCUUCGCUUGCUCUUCUACUCCUGCUCCUGCUUCUCCUCCUCAUUUCACAGAGGCGUGAGUUUCUGCCAGAGACUAAGAGCGCGAGUCAGACCAGACCCUCUCUCUGCAGUUUCAACGGGACACAGCAGCUGUAGAAGCCCUCAGUAACUCUCUCAGCUUUACCAGGCUAAUAGCACCAAAUCCAGUCAGCUAUGGAGACUCCAGGUCAGAAACGAAGCUCCCGGGGAGGGACGACCACCGUCCUGUCUCCCACCCGCAUCAGCCGGCUGCAGGAGAAAGAGGAUCUGUGCAACCUGAAUGACCGUCUGGCGGUCUACAUCGAUAAGGUGCGCUCUCUAGAGACAGAGAACGCAGGUCUGCGUAUGCGCAUCACCGAGUCGGAGACGGAGAUCAGCCGUGAGCUGAGCGGCAUGAAAGCAGCGUACGAGGCCGAGCUGGCGGAUGCCAGGAAGACGCUGGACUCGGUGGCCAAAGAACGAGCCCGACUGCAACUGGAGCUCAGCAAGGUGCGCGAGGACUACAAGGAGCUGAAGGCCAGGAAUAGUAAGAAAGAGGCAGAUCUGGAAUCGGCUCUGGCCAGACUGAAGGAUCUGGAAGCUCUGCUGAACUCGAAGGACGCGUCUCUCUCCACAGCACUGGGGGAGAAGAGAUCACUGGAGGUCGAAGUCAGAGAUCUGAAAGCCCAGCUGGCCAAGCUGGAGGGCAGUCUGAGUGAUGCUAAGAAGCAGCUACAGGAUGAAAUGCUACGACGUGUGGACGCUGAGAACCGAAUCCAGACCCUGAAAGAGGAGCUGGAGUUCCAGAAGAACAUCUACACUGAGGAGCUCCGUGAAUCGAAGCGCAGGCAUGAGUCACGUGUGGUGGAAAUCGACGGCGGCCGCCAUCAGGAUUUUGAGAGUAAACUGUCCGAGGCUUUGAUUGAACUGCGCAACCAACACGAAGAGCAGCUUCGCAUCUACAAGGAUGAAAUUGAAAAGACCUACAACUCCAAGCUGGAGAACGCCCGUCAGUCGGCUGACAGGAACAGCCAUUUGGUGGGAGCCGCCCAUGAGGAACUGACGCAGACACGUUCGAGGCUGGAGAGUGUGACCUCUCAGCUCACUCAGCUACAGAAACAGUUGUCUGCUCGUGAGGCGAAGAUCCGUGAACUGGAGGAGGCUCUAUCCAGAGACAGGGACAUGAUGCGCCGUCGUAUGGAGGACAAGGAGAAAGAGAUGGCCGAAAUGAGGCAGCGCAUGCAGCAACAGUUGGAUGAGUACCAGGAGCUGCUGGACAUUAAGCUUGCACUCGACAUGGAGAUCAGUGCUUACCGGAAGCUCCUGGAGGGCGAGGAAGAGAGGCUGCGUCUCUCCCCGAGUCCUCCUCCUGUCCGUGGGGUGACAGUAACCCGCUCCGGAGGAUCAGGAACUCAUACACGUGUGCUCCAGAGCAGCACCAGUCGUACCUCUUCAGGCAGUGCUAAGAAACGGCGCUUGAACGAUAACGACAGCGAUGCCUCCAGCGUGGUCGGUGGAACUGUUACUCGCACAAGAGUCGCCCAGCAGGCCUCUGCCAGCGGUCGCGUGACCGUGGACGAAGUGGACAUGGAUGGCAAAUAUGUACGGCUCAGUAACAAGUCUGACCAGGAUCAAACUAUGGGUCACUGGCAGGUGAAGAGGCAGAUUGGUUCCAGCACUCCCAUCAUCUACAAGUUCCCACCAAAAUUUACUCUGAAGGCAGGGCAGACUGUCACAAUUUGGGCCUCUGGAGCUGGAGGAAUCCACAACCCUCCUUCUGACCUGGUGUGGAAGACCCAGAACUCUUGGGGCAGUGGAGAUCUGUUCCAGACCACCCUCAUCAGCUCCAGUGGGGAGGAGAUGGCCAUGAGGAAGGUCACACGCACUCUAUUCCAGGAUGAGGAUGAUGAUGAAAUGGCCGCCCACAGCACAUGUGGGGAUAGUGAGUAUAACCUCCGCAGCCGUACGGUGGUGUGUGGCUCGUGCGGGCAGCCGUCAGAUAAAAACAGCGGCUGUGUGACGGCCAGCUCUGGAGUGUCCAGUGCAUCUCGAUCGUUUUGCAGCGGAGGGGGGCUGCCUGAAUCAUUUGUCUCUCCCUCACACUUUAUUGUGAGCAAUGACAAACGCAGACAGGCUGGACCCAAACUAGACAACUGCUCCAUUAUGUAGGCAAGCUGUAGACAGCCCUGACCAUCUGUCCUUCCACACAAACCAGAAGGAAUUCAUCCAACUAUUAGUUUUUCUUUUUGGAUUAUGUGUCUUAUUAUUACAUGACAUAUUUUGUACUUCAGUUUUUGUUUUGUAUUUCAUAAUCCGCGGGGUAGAUUUUGGGCUCUUGUAUGGCAAAAGGCUUCAUACGCUGGCAGCUUGUAGGUUGUAGUUUGCGACUAUUAUGUACAGUGUUACUCUAAUAUAUUUGCAUGGUGGCCUGGCAGCAGCUUCAAUAUAAUCGUACUGUACUCAGGGAGAGAGGCGAACUGAGCACUUCACACUCACACCAUGAGCUCUCAAUGGGAAUGCUGUCGGAACGCAACACGCACAGUUAAUACACUUUCUCCAUGAUAAACUCUGAUUUCAGCACAGACUGGCUCUCUAGCUUAUGUACGAGGACAAACAGUGAGCAUCAGUUCAUGUAAGACCAUUCGUUAUUGUCCCAAACUUUGUCCGUAUGGUUUUUUUUUUCAUGCUACCUCUUGCAGUUAUGUGAUCGCAAUGAUGUGCAUCUACAAAAGGGGAAAAGAAAGUGAGUUAUUCUAUGCAGUUUUGUUACAAUAAAGCUCUGGAAUAGAAAUACAGAUGUUCUGGAUGUAAAACUGCUUUGUGCCUUGAUACAAUUGCACAGUUGAAUAGGCACUUUGUGUCUUUUGGCAGUGCGUGUACAAGCUCGGACUAGACUGCAGUAUGUCGUGUCUUGCGUAAUAAGUGUUAUGGGAUGUUUCUGAAAGACUUGAAGCAACUAUAAAACUAAUCCAAAGAAAAGCUCCUUAGCAGUUUGCAAUUGCCAAGACGUUGUCAACACGUUAAACAAAAACGUACUGAUUGUUUUAGAAGGAAAACAUUUGAAGUUUACUUGCAGAUUAAGACAUAUCUGAUGUAUCAUGUUACUGGAGAAUCAUGUGUUUAAAGUACUGAGUACUAAACCAUUGCCCGUUUAAAGAGAUGUAUUUUUGUUUCAAAGCUUAGGGGCAGUAUAUUUAAAUAUGCAAAAUGACCACCGUCAUUCCCAGCUUUAAUGCGAUAUGGUUUUUAUUGUGUUUUUUAUGUUGACACUUGAACCGUUUGAGUUUUAUGAAAAACUCAGAUUUACAUGUACUCUAAAGCAUUUGUAUUUCUCUUUGGGACUGAGUGUUGAUUUGCUCUUGUCACUCCUCUCUUGCAUAGAUGAUCCAGUUCCUCAGCUGGACCGCUGUAAGGCUCCAGAAAUCUGAGCAGUCUGUUCAGUUCAAUUCAAGACUUAAAACAAACAAAAAUUGUUUCAGAAAGUUGGAAAUUAGGAACAUAAGCGAGCCUCCCACAGCCCUCCAGCCAGAGGAAUGGAUAUUGCUGACAUUAUUGCUUUGCAAAGCUUUGGGUUUCUAAAGGAGUAUUUUGGGAGAGUGUAUCUAUUUUUUCUAUAUAUACUUAAGAAAUGUGGUUUUGUAUUUCCACUUAAAUAGCCAUUGACAUUAUUGUAAUAAGCCAUGUAUUUUCGUUUUUGAAACUGAUAAUGGAUUUCAGUUGUUUUUUUGUUGGCAUCUUUGGAAAUCUUACCUUAUGCAAAGAAAGAUUUGCUGAUAACCAGAACUAAAGUGGUAAAAUAAUAAUUUCCCCUUUAUUUUGAAAUGUUGUUUUUAGUUAGAUGCUAAUUUCAUGAAGGCUUUGUAUUGAAAACAAAAAUCAAAUCAAACAGACUGCAGGGGAAUGCAGUGAUUUUUUUUUUCUUUUUUUCAAUGGUCAUUUACUGUUUUGUGAGAAAUUUCAGAAUUGUUUUGAAAUUUUGUUAUAAACUUUUCCUUGAGUUUUUUUUUUUUCAGUUGUAACAAAUAAAGCCUUUCUGACUUUUUCAUUUGCUCUGUGUGUGUGUAACUGCGUAUGCAAACAUCUUUUGAUCCUUUACUGUUGAAGAUGUUUUAUUGAAACUCUAUUUUAGUUCAUUUAUUUUUUAUAUCAUUUUGGCUAUUUUAUUUUAAAGUCUUGUUUUAGAUUGAUGUAAGGCUUACAUGUUAAGGCCUUUAUCUAGCGAUUGCGGUUUAUUAGGAAUCACGAUCGAUGAAUUACAAAACGGUUAACAGUUCAACAUACUACUAGUUUUUCUCAGAGACACCUUAUAUAGUUUCGCUUCAGAAAACAUUGAUUCAUCAACUGUAGCCUUAUGGAUAAGAGUUGUGUUUUUGUUUUGUUUUUUAAGUGUCAAUUUGAAGGACCCUUAUAUGUACAAUAAACUAGUCAGAAAUA